Guillardia theta CCMP2712 is the source of this 1740-nucleotide messenger RNA. RefSeq lists its product as hypothetical. Bases 8 to 1522 code for a protein of 504 amino acids. Gene Ontology annotation, biological process: cilium movement involved in cell motility; axoneme assembly; cilium assembly. The transcript has a single exon. NCBI's taxonomy places the organism in Eukaryota, Cryptophyceae, Pyrenomonadales, Geminigeraceae. Gene Ontology annotation, cellular component: radial spoke; axoneme. The record is from RefSeq and is a predicted model, not a curated record.
UUGAGGCAUGGCGACAGAGAAAAUGGCGCAGGAAGCGGUGGGGGCGCUAGGAGGAGGAGAGGAGAGCGUGAUAGAGCAUCUGUCUCAGGUUCUGGCUGUUGCUGCACUUGAACAUGAAGAAAAUGCGACAGAGAAGUUCAUGGAGUUAAGUCGCUCAGUUCUCGAAUCCACUCUGAGAUGGAGGAAGGAGGGAGCGUCGCUUGGGCAAGAGCUGAGCGACGUGAUCAGCAUCCGUGAUCUCUUCAAGACACCCAAGAGCUCAGUUGACUUCUCCAGCGGAAUCCUCAAGGAAAACAUCUACGAGCGUGUCACUGAUACUUACGUCCCAGACGUCGCAGCAGAGGCGCAGCUGCUUCAAUGGGCUGGGAUAUGCAUCGGGGAGGUAGAAACCCAGAAAGUGAUGCUAGCGAUGAGGAGGCUUGCAGCAGAGCAUCCAGAGCUCAAGAUGGUUCGUUUCUUCGGAAAGAUGCUGGGGACGCGAGGCGAUUACUACAUAUGUGAAGGCGAGAUGACAUGCCCCGAUGAGAUGGCGCCGAGGGGGCUCAAGCCCAACGAUCCGAGGAGGAGGAGCAUCGAGAAAGCGAUUCAUCACAACAAGCUCAAGUACUUUGUGUGCAGCUACCCCGGAGCGACGUGGACAACUCUCCCUAACGUCAACCUCGAGCAGCUGCAAGCAGUCGGCUCGAUCAAGAAGCUCUUGACUGGAGACCUUCACGCCGCGUGCGCGAGCUAUCCUCCGUUUCCCGGCGAGACUGAGGCCGAGUACCUUCGCGCCAAGAUUGCAUGGAUUGGAAUCAACACGAUCUUGUCACCAGCAGGAUUCUAUAAGGAAGUCCCCGCAGACCUCGAGAGCUCGCCUCGUCAACCCGACAACAUCAUUCAGCACGAGGGCUCGUGGAGUCCCUUCGAAGACGAGGCUCAGGCCCGCAGCAUCGGCUCAUGGGCGAGACACUAUCCUCCUCUCCCCGACGAUGACAACUUCCCGGAUGACUUCGGCCCUGAUGAGGAGGGCAACUGGCCUGUGAUUGACCCCGAGCCUUAUCCCAUCCGCCCCCUCGACCCUGCGGUGGAGGACGAAAAGUGGUUCUCUCGCAGUUGCGCCGCUCAGUGCAAGAGAUACGCGCCCGUGGCUCUCUACAGCAUCGAGUUCCCCGGCGCUGUCAUGGUGUCUAAGGGCGCAAGGUUCUACGCCUUGUACAUCGGGUGGGGCAACUCUGAGAACUUCCACCUGCACACCCCAAAAUACGCGCCAGGGCUCAUCAUGCCUCCUGUCAACUCAGACGUCAUCUACACGGUCAAGGAAGAGCCUGUCAAGACCACCGAUGAGAACGGGAACGUGGUUGAGCAGCCAGUGGAAGUUCCUCCUCCCUACCCGCAGGAGGGUUGGAAGCACUUCAACGAAGAGCAGAUGGACUUGCGGGACAAGUUCCAGCUGGAGUGGGAGCUUGAAAAUCAGCAGAGGGAACAGAGGAUGCUGGAAGCCCAAGACGCAGAGGCAGCAGAGGCGGCAGAGGCGGAUUGAAGGUGCAGUGAGGAGGAGGUUCAAUCAGUGUAGAAGAGGUGUCAACAAAUCGCCUCCAUGCGCUCCUUCAUCAGCGAUCGAGCUUCUCUCCCAGACAUCUCUUGAAUCUCCCCGUCGGCAACAAAGAUGGCGUAGUCGGACAUGCUGUUGGAUAUCCAGAAGAAGUCUCCGCGAGGGGUGAGGAUAAGGGACGAGAAGUAAAACUUGUUGCGCAGGAG